UGGCCACACCUUAUCCACACAGAAACCAAACCCAUCAUCAAGAUUUGAUUCUGAUAACUCUAAAUCAAAACCAAACAAAAAACCCAGUACAAUUUACACACAAGAAAAGAAAAAGAAAAAAAAUGUCAGUGGCAUCUUCAUUCCCAUUUAUCAAAAUCCCAACUUCUUCUUCUGCACCAUCUUGUUCUUAUUCUUCUUCGUCUACCACUUCAUCGACUUCUCAUCAUCCUUCUUCAUGGUUCACUUCAACUAAGCUUUCUAUCAAAACCAUUAGGAGCUCUCAAACUGAAGGACCCAUUAGAAGACCUGUUGCUCCUUCUGUCAGGGAACCCUCUCCACCUCCUUCUCUCAAACCCACUCCUCCUUCUCAGCCUCCACCUUCUUCUUCCUCUUCUCCCCCAUCUCCACCUCCCAAGCCGGCUUCUGUUUCCGGGUUGGUAUCUGUGGAUGAUAAGAAUGCGGUGAUAACAUUGGAGUUUCAGAGACAGAAGGCUAAGGAGCUUCAGGAUUACUUCAAGCAGAAGAAGCUUGAUGAUGCUGAUCAGGGUCCCUUCUUUGGGUUCGUUGGGAAGAAUGAGAUUUCUAAUGGAAGAUGGGCAAUGUUUGGUUUUGCUGUUGGAAUGCUAACAGAGUAUGCAACAGGCUCAGACUUCGUAGAUCAAGUAAAGAUCCUUCUCUCCAAUUUUGGGAUAGUAGAUCUGGAAUGAUGCAUUUCUUAUUGCUUUUACUGCUUUAGGACACAUCCAGUGUUCCAUUGUAACUUUAUUGAGUGAUUUAUUUAUCGGAAAAUGCUUAGCAUUCCAAAUUUUGGGUUCUCAAAUCUUUCCCAAAUAACAUGGAAAGCAUUACGGGUUGUCAUUUCAUCGACCAGGUUUUAGCAACAUAUGGUUCUUUUGGAAAAUAUUUUGGAACCCGAAACUUGGGAUCUGUAGCAUCUUCCUUGUUUCAUUUUUAUAUGCUCUUACUCUUGACUUCCAUAAGAUGUAUGUAUGUUCCCUACACGGUUCACCACGACUCAAAAAAUACAAGUUCUGUUUUCUUUCUUCU
Messenger RNA from Ziziphus jujuba (common jujube), 1047 nucleotides. Its product is annotated as light-harvesting complex-like protein OHP2, chloroplastic. The coding region runs from base 123 to 707 and encodes 194 amino acids. The transcript is spliced from 2 exons. Gene Ontology annotation, cellular component: chloroplast thylakoid membrane. The record is from RefSeq and is a predicted model, not a curated record. Lineage: Eukaryota; Viridiplantae; Streptophyta; Magnoliopsida; Rosales; Rhamnaceae.